Molecule: messenger RNA, 3888 nt
Organism: Cucurbita maxima (winter squash)
Lineage: Eukaryota; Viridiplantae; Streptophyta; Magnoliopsida; Cucurbitales; Cucurbitaceae
Product: vacuolar protein sorting-associated protein 54, chloroplastic-like
Exons: 19
Coding region: 358-3441 (1027 amino acids)
Biological process (GO): retrograde transport, endosome to Golgi; Golgi to vacuole transport
Cellular component (GO): GARP complex
Molecular function (GO): syntaxin binding
Source: RefSeq, a predicted model, not a curated record
UAACAAUCAAUUAAAUAAUAAUGUGUAAUUGUGCAAUCAACGGUGUGGAAUCGGCGGAGGCGGAGGUGGAGGUGGAUUCCACUUCAUAGAGGCGAGAGGCGAGAGGCGAGGCGCGCACGGAAUUCUUGAACGAGAUCUACCGCGGCACCGGACUUGCAUUGCCAACUCUUAUUUUCUCUCUCUUUCCUUCAUCCAGCGGCGUCCACAACCUCUGUUUUCUUCAUCAUUCCUUUUCCAUCUGGUGAUUGAGAUCCAUCCGAAGCACUUCAUCAUCUCGAUCUCUCUCGCGAUUGGAAUUCAUCUACUGAAUGCCAUCUUUGGAACCCGCCAUUAGUUCAUGAUUCUAAGACUUUGAGCAUGGACUCCCAGCCUUCCCAAUCGGGAAGGUCCCCGACCGAAUAUUCCAGCCUUCUCAGUAGAGAAACGACUCUUGGUCGAACUACUUCAUCCUCCUCGCCUAAAUCCAACCCCGAUGCCAGCAGCCAGAGCUUGUCUUCAAUUCUCAACAACCCUCACGCUGGCAAGUCCGAUGCGUCCUGGGUUGGCUGGUGGUCCUCUUCGUCCACCGUCACCCCACCUGAGUUUAUUCCCCUCACAUCCUCCACAGCCUCAUCCGAAGUUACUCGAUUCGAUUUUAACAACUACACGGCCUUGAUCUCCGAUUCUUAUAACCGAUUCGAGGACAUACGAAACCAUUCCAGCAAAGAGAACGGUGGCUUGGAUAGCAUUGGGGGCCAGGGGGAAGCCCUUGUGGCAUGUUUGAGAGAGGUUCCGGCGCUUUACUUUAAGGAAGAUUUCGCAUUGGAGGACGGGGCGACAUUCCGUGCAGCGUGCCCCUUCUUGAAUGUAUCGCAGAAUUUAGUGCUGCAAGAGAAGCUUUCGCAUUAUUUAGAUGUCGUGGAGUUGCAUUUGGUCAAGGAAAUUUCACUGCGUUCCAAUUCUUUCUUCGAGGCUCAGGGGCAGCUACAAGACUUAAAUGUGAAGAUUGUGGAGGGAUGUAGCCGGCUACGGCAAUUAAAGGAGACCAUACGGCUCUUGGAUGUUGAUUUAGUGGACUCUGCCAGGCAAAUUCAGGAGCAGAAUGCGACCAGGAACAAUUUGUUGGCUCUUCAGCAGAAAUUGAAGCUUAUUUUAUAUGUUAAUCAGGCCAUUUCAGCUCUUAAAUUGCUUGUAGCAUCGGCAGAUUGUGCUGGAGCCUUGGAUGUGACCGAUGAUUUAUUACAUCUUCUGGAGGGUGAUGAACUUGCCGGUCUACAUUGCUUUCGCCACCUCCGUGAUCAUGUGGCAGCAUCACUCGAAUCCAUAACCAGCAUUCUUUCAGCAGAAUUUAUGCGUGCCUCAAUUCAUGAUGCUGGAGAUGUUGAUCUCGUAAUUAUAUCUGAAACAAAAGCAAGCAUUUCAAAUUUAAUGAAUGGAAAGGAUGAAGUCAAGUUAACAUGUAUCUUGGAUGAGGAAGAAACCUCCAACUUUCGUGAUCGUCUUCUUCCUAUUAUCAUUGGAUUGCUUAGGACCGCCAAGCUUCCCUCUGUGUUGAGGUUAUAUCGUGAUGCAGUUACAGUUGAUAUGAAAACUGCUAUUAAGAAUGCAGUGGCAGAAUUACUUCCCGUUCUUCUAGUCAGACCUCUAGACUCAGAUUUUGCACCGGGAGAGAGAACGAAGGAUACAGAUGGUGGAGCAUCACUCGCAAGCAAGCUGAGGGGCCUGUCAUCUGAAGGUUUUGUUCAACUUUUAAAUGCCAUUUUCAAGAUUGUACAGGUACAUUUGGUGCGUGCUGCAGAAGUGAAAAAGUCUAUCGAAUGGAUUAUGUGCAACCUUGAUGGCCAUUAUGCUGCGGAUUCAGUUGCUGCUGCAAUUGCUACAGGUGCUGCAGCUUCUGGUACAGCUCAAGAUAGUGAUAACCAAGGUGGUUUGCCUCUUCCUCAUGUACCUCAGGGUGCUGCCAAGGUUACUUCCUUACAGGGAAAAGCAAAUGAUGCGGCAAAUCCUUCAAACAUGUCUAGAAAUUUCAGGGCUGAUGUACUGCGAGAAAAUACGGAAGCUGUCUUUGCAGCUUGUGAUGCUGCUCAUGGAAGAUGGGCUAAACUUCUUGGUGUUCGCAUUCUAGUUCACCCAAAGCUGAGGUUGCAGGAGUUUUUAAGCAUAUACAACAUUACACAAGAUUUUAUAACGGCCACUGAAAAGAUUGGUGGAAGGUUGGGAUAUAGCAUUCGUGGAACUUUGCAGUCCCAGGCCAAAGCUUUCGUUGAUUUUCAGCAUGAAUUUCGUAUGACAAAAAUAAAAGCAGUGCUUGAUGUUGAAACAUGGGUUGAAGUGGAUGUUCCCGAUGAAUUUCAAACCAUAGCUGAAUCACUAUGUUUUCAUGAGCUGCUUUCUGCAAAACUUGAUGAUGCUCAGGGUAAUAUGGAGCAAAGCUACAGUGAUGUAGCUACAAAUAAUGAAGAUGCACGCAUUAUAGGUGGUGUCAAUGCUCAACAGCACUCUGAACAGGUUGAUUCAAGUGACAUUUCUGGGAGGAAUACUGAACAUGUGAAGCCUACUCCUGCAGAUACAAUUGAAAAUAGUAAAGCUGAUGUUGCAAUUCCAGCCACACAAAAUAUCAAUACACAUGUGAAGGAACGUGGAAAAUCAAGUUCUCUGACUUUGCAAUACAAAGGCGUUGGUUAUCACAUGGUUAACUGUGGGUUGAUCUUGCUCAAGAUGUUGUCUGAGUACGUUGACAUGAAUGAUUCUUUGCCAGCACUAUCUUCUGAAAUCGUUCAUCGUGUUGUGGAAAUUCUCAAGUUUUUCAAUACAAGGACUUGUCAACUUGUUCUUGGAGCUGGUGCUAUGCAGGUGUCUGGUUUGAAGUCCAUCACAUCCAAACACUUGGCUCUUGCCAGUCAAGUUAUCAGUUUCACCUUCGCCAUUAUUCCUGAAAUGAGAAGAAUCCUUUUUCUCAAGGUACCUGAGACACGAAAGACAUUAUUGCUCUCAGAGAUUGAUCGAGUGGCUCAAGAUUACAAAGUUCACCGAGAUGAAAUUCAUACUAAGCUGGUCCAGAUAAUGAGGGAAAGGUUAUUAGUACAUCUACGUGGCCUGCCGCAAAUUGUUGAAAGUUGGAAUAGACUCGAGGAUGCUGACACUCAGCCCAGUCAGUUUGCUCGAUCCCUUACCAAGGAAGUUGGAUACCUUCAGCGUGUUUUAUCUCGAACCUUACAUGAGGCUGAUGUUAAGGCAAUAUUUAGGCAAGUGGUCAAAAUCUUCCAUUUACAAAUUUCUGAGGCAUUUUCACGGUUAGAUAUAAGCACCCCUCAAGCAAAAGACAGGUUGCUUCGGGAUGUUAAGCACAUUCUUGGCUGCAUAAGAUCUUUGCCUUGUGAUGAUUCGAGUAAACCUGACAUCCCAAACUGGGGGCAACUUGAUGAAUUCUUGGACCAGAGACUUGGAUCUGAAGCUGGAUAAUGAUGUGAAUGUGUAUUUGCCAUUGUUUGCUUUUUUGAUGAAGGGGGUCAUAUUUGAGGAGUAAAUAACAGGAUAUCAGAAGUCAAUUUUCAACCUAUGUCAUCUCCCUUGUACACCUAAAAAUCAAGGUUUUGCGAUUCUCAUGGACAGGCGUGAAGUACAGUUUGGGAUUCAGAUAUUUCAACGAAGUUGGGCCUUGCCCUGUUUGCUGAAACACAUAACAUAUUAUAUGUUGUAUUGGCUAGGCCAACGCUUUUUGCUGCCCUAAUUGUAGUUAUGUUUAGAGAAAGAACAGAUCAAUUUGUUUACUCGAAUAGAUUUUAGUUCCUUGCUUUCUUUUCUUUUCCCCCUUCAAUUCCAAUGGCCUUUCGUACAGUUUCGCAUGUUUGUACCUUGUAGAGCUAAAUUUGUCAUUAUUGCCUAUAAAUAAUUUUGCUUACCGCUGGC